This is a messenger RNA of Ipomoea nil (Japanese morning glory), 1884 nucleotides long. RefSeq names its product 3-hydroxy-3-methylglutaryl-coenzyme A reductase 1-like. The transcript has a single exon. The coding region runs from base 123 to 1796 and encodes 557 amino acids. Gene Ontology annotation, biological process: sterol biosynthetic process; coenzyme A metabolic process; isoprenoid biosynthetic process. The record is from RefSeq and is a predicted model, not a curated record. Gene Ontology annotation, molecular function: hydroxymethylglutaryl-CoA reductase (NADPH) activity; protein binding. Lineage: Eukaryota; Viridiplantae; Streptophyta; Magnoliopsida; Solanales; Convolvulaceae. Gene Ontology annotation, cellular component: peroxisomal membrane; endoplasmic reticulum membrane.
AUUAUUUGGGCAGGCAAAAAACACCUAACAAAUCAUAAGUGCUAGAGCUUCAACAUCAAAAAGGUUGUAAUAGCACCUGGCCUGUUAGUUGUGUGAUUGUCUAAGAAUUCUCAAAAAUCAACAUGGAGUUGAAGCAGAUCCAGAUUCCGGCCACUUCCACUUCUCCGGCGAAACACAAGAAAGCAACCAAAUUCGAUUCUUUCUCAGAAAAUCAACCUUCCAACCCUCUCCCACUGCUUGUCUACUUUACCAACUUCAUCUUCUUCACGGCAGUCUAUUACCUGCUCGUUAACUGGCGUGAGAAGAUCCGCCACUCCAAGCCUCUCCACGUACUCACACUCUCUGAGAUUGUGGCCCUCCUCGCUUUCGCCGCUUCCUUCGUUUACCUGCUGGGCUUCUUGGGCGUUGGCUCCGUUUUCGUCCAACAUCUUCAAGAACAGGAAUCCGAAGAAGUAGAAGAAAAACAGAUUUCUCUCAAGAAAAAAGAAAAUGAUGUUGUAGACAAUGACCAUGUCCUCACACCUCCGCCUAUCAAAUCUGAUCCAAUAAUAAUAUUAUCGGAAGAGGACGAGGAGAUAGUAAAAGGUGUUGUUGAAGGUCGGGUUCCGUCCUACUCCCUGGAAUCUAAGUUAGGGGAUUGCAAGAGGGCGGCAGCCAUUCGUCGGGAGGCGCUGGAGAGAAUAACAGGCAAGUCUCUAGACGGACUUCCCUUGGAGAAUUUUGACUAUGAAUCAAUUCUGGGUCAGUGUUGCGAGAUGCCAGUUGGGUACGUGCAGAUUCCGGUAGGUAUUGCCGGGCCUCUCUUGCUUGACGAUAAGGAGUACUCUGUUCCCAUGGCCACCACGGAGGGUUGCUUGGUGGCCAGCACCAACCGGGGUUGCAAAGCCAUCUAUGCCUCUGGAGGCGCAACCAGUGUGGUGUUAAAGGAUGGGAUGACUAGAGCUCCGGUGGUGAGAUUCUCCACUGCCCAAAGAGCCGCUCAGUUGAAGCUCUAUUUGGAGGACCCUUUAAGUUUCCACACCAUUGCUGCAGCUUUCAACAAAUCCAGUCGCUUUGCUCGCCUCCAGACCAUCAAAUGCGCUAUUGCCGGCAAGAAUCUGUACAUGAGAUUAACUUGUAGCACCGGCGAUGCCAUGGGGAUGAACAUGGUAUCCAAGGGCGUCCAGAACGUUUUGGAAUUCCUCCAAACUGACUUCCCCGACAUGGAUGUCAUCGGUAUCUCGGGAAACUUUUGCUCUGACAAGAAACCUGCGGCUGUCAACUGGAUCGAAGGCCGGGGUAAGUCUGUGGUCUGCGAGGCCAUAAUAAAGGAAGAAAUAGUCAACAAAGUACUCAAAACCGAUGUUGCGUCCUUAGUAGAGCUCAACAUGCUCAAGAAUCUCACAGGCUCCGCCAUGGCCGGUGCUCUCGGGGGAUUCAACGCCCACGCCGCCAACAUUGUGUCCGCCGUCUACAUCGCCACCGGACAAGACCCAGCACAAAACAUUGAAAGCUCGCACUGUAUAACCAUGAUGGAGGCGGUUAACGAUGGGAAAGACCUUCACAUCUCUGUAACCAUGCCGUCCAUUGAGGUAGGCACUGUGGGGGGUGGGACCCAGCUCGCUUCUCAGGCGGCAUGUUUGAAUCUUCUAGGAGUGAAGGGUGCUAGCAAGGAGGUUCCCGGAGCAAACUCAAGAAGGUUGGCCACCGUGGUUGCAGGAGCAGUAUUAGCCGGAGAGCUUUCUCUCAUGUCUGCAAUUGCUGCCGGUCAGCUUGUGAAGAGUCACAUGAAAUACAAUAGGUCUAACAAAGCUUAGAGUUAAUCAAGAUCAUUUCAGACUCACUACUUGGACAGAGUAAUGCACAGAGAAAGCAACAUCAUCCAUUAUUAAUGAUGUAUCUGAA